Molecule: messenger RNA, 360 nt
Organism: Ilex paraguariensis (yerba mate)
Lineage: Eukaryota; Viridiplantae; Streptophyta; Magnoliopsida; Aquifoliales; Aquifoliaceae
Source: the annotation of a GenBank genome assembly
AUGGCAACUUCUGCUCCUGCGAAAGCCCCAGAAGCCACUUCCAAACAAGUUACUACACCCUCCAAUCCAGCAGUCUUGGAGAAGGCUCAAGAUACACUUCCUUCCCUCCACUGGGCCAACUUGUUCCUUCUAACAAGCAAAUUGGCAAAAGAUUCAAAGUGGCCACGAAGAGGGACCAAAGAAUUACCUACACCUUUGAAAACCAUCGAUCACGUGCAAUCUAUCUCUCCCCCUCUUACUCAAAGCAGCAACAUCCUCUCCAUGAACCAUGGGGAGAACAUGUUGACUGCUAUAGUAGUGGCUACUCCUGCCAGCUAUCGAGGAUUGCAUAGCCACCCGUUAGCCUCAUUCUCCUACUAA